AUGUUUAAAACAGGUAUCAGAAUCAGACCAUAUGUAUCUAUAGUCAACAAUGUCAAUAGAAGAACAUUCACUUAUACCACUCCUAGGUACUUCUUCGACAAGGCACCUUCAGCUGAACAGCAAGAACAAGCAUUCACAAAGGUAAAGAAGAUAUUGUCAGAGAACCCAGAAUUAAUGCAAUUGACGGUCGAAUUUAAGGAACUAUUGAGCAAAAAGGGGCUUUUGUCUUCAGGAAAGCCCUCCAUUUCUCAAAUGAUGAAGCUUUUGGCUGAUAAGGAAGUGAGAGAACAUGGCGCCAAGUUGAAGAAUUUCUUGGACUCUAAAGAAACUGGAUUGACGCAAGAGGAGUUAGCAACCUUGACUGGUGCAUACAUGUUCCAAAAUAAAGAUCUUAAAUAG
This is a messenger RNA of Lodderomyces margitis, 399 nucleotides long. RefSeq lists its product as uncharacterized. NCBI's taxonomy places the organism in Eukaryota, Fungi, Ascomycota, Pichiomycetes, Serinales, Debaryomycetaceae. The record is from RefSeq and is a predicted model, not a curated record. The coding region runs from base 1 to 399 and encodes 132 amino acids. The transcript has a single exon.